UUAGGGGUUGAUUUUAAAGUGAAGAAAAUGGUGGUAGAUGGCCAUGCAGUACAGCUUGCAAUAUGGGACACAGCAGGACAGGAGCGCUUUAGAACACUGACUCCCAGUUAUUACCGAGGAGCUCAAGGGGUUGUUUUAGUGUAUGAUGUUACAAGAAAAGACACUUUCGCAGGACUAGAGAGCUGGCUGAAUGAGCUGGAAAUGUAUACCACCAAAAGCAACACUGUGAAGAUGUUAGUUGGCAAUAAAACUGAUAAGCCUGAUCGUGAAGUAGAGAGAAGAGAAGGACUCCAGUUUGCUAGGAAGCGCUCAUUGCUUUUUAUAGAGACCAGUGCCAAGACACAGGAUGGAGUGCAACGUGCCUUUGAGGAACUAGUCAUAAAGAUACUGCAGACAUCAGGUCUUUGGGAUAAAAGCGCAGAGAAGCAGGGAGUCCAGCUAAUGGAAUCUUCAGCACAGCAGGAUAAAAGCUUAUGUGGUGCAUACUGUCCACUUUCUUAA
Molecule: messenger RNA, 501 nt
Organism: Fulmarus glacialis (Northern fulmar)
Lineage: Eukaryota; Metazoa; Chordata; Aves; Procellariiformes; Procellariidae
Product: ras-related protein Rab-18-B-like
Exons: 5
Coding region: 28-501 (157 amino acids)
Molecular function (GO): GTP binding; GTPase activity
Source: RefSeq, a predicted model, not a curated record